Messenger RNA from Puma concolor (puma), 1422 nucleotides. NCBI's taxonomy places the organism in Eukaryota, Metazoa, Chordata, Mammalia, Carnivora, Felidae. The record is from RefSeq and is a predicted model, not a curated record.
AUGUGGGCAGGCUUGGGCCCUGCCAUCACACUGGCUGUGGUGUGGGCGGCGGCAUGGGCCACCCAGCUCAAGCCCACAGCGCCACCCAUCUUUACAGGCCGACCCUUUGUGGUAGCAUGGGACGUGCCCACACAAGAUUGUGGCCCUCGCCUCAAGGUGCCACUGGACCUAAAGGCCUUUGAUGUACAGGCCUCACCUAAUGAGGGUUUUGUGAACCAGAACAUCACCAUUUUCUACCAUGACCGGCUGGGCCUGUAUCCCCGCUUCAGUUCAGUGGGGAGGUCAGUGCACGGUGGCGUGCCACAGAAUGGCAGCCUCUGGGCACAUCUGAAGAUGCUGCAGGAACACGUGGAGCACUACAUUCGUACACAGGAGCCUGCAGGGCUGGCAGUUAUCGACUGGGAGGACUGGCGGCCUGUGUGGGUGCGCAACUGGCAGGACAAGGACAUAUACCGUCAAUCAUCACGCCAGUUGGUGGCUGUUCGCCACCCUGACUGGCCAUCAGAUCGUGUAGUCAAGCAGGCGCAAUACGAGUUUGAAUUCGCUGCACGGCAGUUCAUGCUGGAGACACUGCGCUUUGUCAAGGCAGUUCGGCCUCGGCACCUCUGGGGCUUCUACCUCUUCCCAGACUGUUAUAACCAUGAUUAUGUGCAGAACUGGGAGACCUAUACAGGUCGCUGCCCUGACGUUGAGGUCUCCCGAAAUGACCAGCUGGCCUGGCUGUGGGCAGAGAGCACAGCCCUCUUCCCCUCUGUCUACCUGGACGAGACACUUGCGUCCUCCACCCACGGCCGCAACUUUGUCAGCUUCCGUGUUCAGGAGGCCCUUCGUGUGGCUCACACCCACCACCCCAACCACGCACUCCCGGUCUACGUCUUCACGCGACCCACCUAUAGUCGCAAGCUCACGGGGCUUAGUGAGAUGGAUCUCAUCUCCACCAUUGGUGAGAGUGCAGCCCUGGGUGCGGCCGGUGUCAUCCUCUGGGGCGAUGCAGGCUACACCACCAGCACGGAGACCUGCCAGUACCUCAAGGAUUACCUGACGCGGCUGCUGGUCCCCUACGUAGUCAACGUGUCCUGGGCUGCCCAGUAUUGCAGCCGGGCCCAGUGCCAUGGCCACGGGCGCUGUGUGCGUCGCGACCCCAGCGCCAAUACCUUCCUGCACCUCAGUGCCAGCAGCUUCCGCUUGGUGCCUAGCCAUGUACCUGGUGAGCCACAGCUGCGACCAGAGGGGGAGCUCAGCUGGGCUGAUCUCAACCACCUGCAGACGCACUUUCGCUGCCAGUGCUACUUAGGUUGGGGUGGUGAGCAAUGCCAGUGGGACCACACACGGGCAGCUGGGGGUGCCAGUGGGGCCUGGGCUGGGUCCCACCUCACUGGCCCACUGGCUGUGGCAGCCCUGGCCCUCACCUGGACUUUAUAG